UAAAUUUAAGACAGUUGUUAAUAGUUGUCCGUUGUACGACUGGUAAUCCGGAUUUUGUAAAACAUAUUUUAUUUCAAAGUUUCAAGAAUAUAGCGACAAAACACGGGGAAAUAAUAAUAGAAUAAAUUCGUUAUUAAUUAAAAUAUAUAAAAGUGGAAAGAACCGAAGAAUUAAAUCACAAACAGUAUAAAUGCGAAAUAUGUAUCGUUUUAAGAUGCUACCGAAUCUAACAAAUAAUCAACAUCGAGUGAACGAUAAUACUAUUGUUUCAAUUUUAAGUCGGGAUUUAUAUUUUUAUUAAGUUUAUAGCCCGUUGUUAUAAGAGAUAUUAAAUAUCUAAAAAAAUAAUGCAGAUUACUUAUCGUUGGAAUCUUGUUAUUAGAAACAUAUGACCUGUUAACAUUUUUAAAAUGCGACCAAAAUUUGAUAGUUCUUUUCGUACGUAAGUGCUUUAUCAACGUAUGUAUUCAUAGUCCAUCGAAAUAUAAUAUUUUUAAUACUUGUGACGUUAAAAAUUAAUAAUUAUGCACGAUAAAUUGACAGUAAUUAAUUUUCGCAUAUGUAUAAGUGAAUAGUACUUUCAAAGUAGGAAUCAUGUCAGAAAAAUCAGUUUCUCCAGAUUUUGUUACACAAAAUCAGCCUAGAAAAGUUAAAAAAUUUCAUCACAAGAAUAGUAAAAACAAAAAUAGAAAAACAUCUAAGAGGGAAACUUCUAACGAACAACCAGUGCUUGUUGAUGAUGAAAAGGGAAAGGAAGAGGAAAAUAAAAAAGAAAUCAAAGGUCAGAGAGCUAAAGUCCCAAAACAAAAAGAUACAUUUCCACGACAUAUUCCUGAGAAAGAAAUUGACAAACUUUUAAGAAAUGAAAAUUCCAAUGAAACACAAUACAUAGAAGGACAGUUACGUGUCAAUCCCUGGAGACGUGAAUAUGCUUAUUUAUCUUUCUCUGAUGAUGAAUGCGAUCUAUUAAUCAUUGGCUUAAGGGAUAGAAAUCGAGCUUUUGAUGGUGAUUUUGUUGUAGCACGUAUAAAUCAGCCAGAAAAAUGGAAAAUGCAUCAAGGAUACGAGCAAAAAACAGGUGUCAUUGUUUGUAUACGAGAGAAAAUACAUCCAAGAAAAACAAUUGGGUACUUCAAACAAAAUGGUGAAAUUUUUUAUCCCAGAGAUCGUCGUGUACCAUUAGUUAAGAUAAGUAAGAAAUCCUUGCAACAAUUUGGUGUGUGUCAAAAUUAUAAAGACAUAUUAUAUUUGGUUGUUAUAACUGACUGGACAAAGCCAAAGUUUGCAGUUGGGCAAAUUGAAAAAAUAAUUGGAAGUAUUGGCGAUAUAAAAGCAGAAUCAAAUUCAAUAUUACUUGAAUAUGAUUUAGAUGUUACACCUUAUAGUCUAGAUGUAACGAAGGAGCUUCCAAGUAGUGACUAUUCUUUAACAGAAAAUGAUAUUAAAGACAGAGAGGACUGGAAAGAUGAAUGUAUAUUUACUAUCGAUCCUGAUACUGCUGUUGACUUAGAUGACUCAGUAUCUUGCAAACCUUUGGAAAAUGGAAAUUAUGAAAUUGGUGUGCAUAUAUCAGAUGUUACUCAUUAUGUGGAAUUCUUAUCUCCAUUGGAUAUUCAAGUUUCAAAACGAGCUACAACUAUAUAUAUGGCAGAUAACGUAUAUCACAUGUUACCAAAAGAAUUAUGUCAACUAUGUUCUUUGUCACCUGGUCAAGAUAAAUUGGCUUUUUCUGUUAUUUGGGAAAUGACGCAAGAUGCAAAAGUUGUUAAACAUCGUUUUGCUAAAACUGUAAUAAGAUCAUGCUGUCAAAUGUCUUACCAGCAUGUUCAGAAAAUGAUUGAAAAUCCAGAAUAUAAUUGGCCAGAUGACUCUAUAUAUAUAGAUGGAAAUUACAAGCUUAGUGAUUUGUCAAUAAAAGUAAACAUUUUACACAAUUUAGCUGUUCAAAUGCGUAAGAGAAGAUUUCAAAAUGGUGCGCUACAAAUAAAUCAACCAAAAUUAUAUGUCAGCGUUGAUAGAAUUACGGGUUUACCAGUAUCGUACAAUAUAGAAGAACAGCAAGAUAGUAACAGACUUAUAGAAGAGUUUAUGUUGUUAGCUAAUAUGACAGUUGCUACGCACUUAUACAAUGUAAUUCCGGAGACUGCUUUAUUACGCAACCAUAGAGAGCCCUCAAAACAUAUUCUCAGUACGACGCAAGAUAUGCUGCAAAAAUUUGGCAUUCAUUUAGACAUUGAAUCGUCUACAUCUUUGCAUACUAGUAUGAAACGUUGUGAAGAAGGAUUAGAAACUGAAGACGAUGAAAGAAGAAUAAUAAUGAAAUAUAGGAUGAUGGUUAUCAACAGUCUUUGUUCCAGAGCUAUGGCUCGAGCUACCUACAUAUGUUCGUCUACAGUGAAAGCAGAGGAGGAAUUGAGACAUUAUGCUUUAAACAUAUCGCUUUAUACGCAUUUUACGUCCCCAAUUAGACGAUAUUCCGAUUGUGUUGUACACCGUUUACUUUAUUCAACUUUAAGAAAUGUGGACAUGCCUAAAGAAUGGUCUAAAAAACUUUGCAAAUCAAUAGCGGCAAAUUGUAAUAUAAAGAAAUAUAGUGCGAAAAUGGCACAAGAGCGAAGUAACGAAUUGUACUUUACGUAUUUGAUAGAUUUAAAGGGUCCUAUUGUUACAAUGGGUAUCGUGUCGAGUGUACAUGAAAGUUUUAUAACUAUUAUAUUGUGUCAUCUUGGUAUAAAAUUAAGGGUUUCCUUCACGCACUUAGAAAAUUUGGCACUCAUCGAAUAUUCUUCGGAAUGUUCCCUUCCAACGAUAAACAUCUCUUGGAAACAAUCUGCUAUUACUCAGGUAAUAAAUGUUUUUACUUUAUUGCAUUUGAGAGUUGAAAAGCAUCCUGAAUCUUUUCAAUUAAUUGGCAUUCUUUUACCACCGACUGAGGAAACAAAAAUAUAAUGGUAUUUUGCUGUAAAUUAAAUUUGAAGACGAUCAUUAUAAGAAUAUUUAUAUAUAUUAUAUAUUUAUAUAUAUAUGUACAUUAUUUUAUUAUACAUUUAUAUAUUGUAC
This is a messenger RNA of Bombus pyrosoma, 3060 nucleotides long. Its product is annotated as DIS3-like exonuclease 2. Gene Ontology annotation, cellular component: P-body; exosome (RNase complex). The coding region runs from base 595 to 2949 and encodes 784 amino acids. The transcript has 7 exons. Lineage: Eukaryota; Metazoa; Arthropoda; Insecta; Hymenoptera; Apidae. Gene Ontology annotation, molecular function: 3'-5'-RNA exonuclease activity; RNA binding. The record is from RefSeq and is a predicted model, not a curated record. Gene Ontology annotation, biological process: miRNA catabolic process; mRNA catabolic process.